AUGGCAAUUAACAGUAGCAUUCUUGCUGAGAUGGAAAUCCCAAAUACAUAUUUGGCAUCUAUUUAUAAGCUAUGGAAGAGUGCCAAAGUCUCGGCCUUACAAAAUCAAGAUAAAUGGGAAUCAAGGCUGCUGCUUAUUUCUCUUCUAGGAGCUUUUUGGGGGACGAAAGGAGUGUUGGAAUCUGAGUUUCUGAUGAAAAUUGCAAAGUCAAAAGGUACGCCUGUAGCACGGAUUGCAUUGAGAAGGGCUUAUGAGCAAGGGGUGAUUAUUGUGGUGAAUAGCUUCAACAAAGAGAGACUAAAGCAGAAUCUUGAUAUUUUUGAGUGGGAGUUGAGCAACGAAGGGUCCAAGAAGAUUGCUGCAAUACGGCAAAGGAGGGCAAACCUUGAGCAGCUCUUUAUCUCUGAAACUAGCCCUUUUAGGACAGUCCAGGAGCUCUGGGAUGGAGAACUUUAA
Messenger RNA from Daucus carota subsp. sativus, 456 nucleotides. Its product is annotated as non-functional NADPH-dependent codeinone reductase 2-like. The transcript has 2 exons. Bases 1 to 456 code for a protein of 151 amino acids. NCBI's taxonomy places the organism in Eukaryota, Viridiplantae, Streptophyta, Magnoliopsida, Apiales, Apiaceae. Gene Ontology annotation, cellular component: cytosol. The record is from RefSeq and is a predicted model, not a curated record. Gene Ontology annotation, molecular function: aldose reductase (NADPH) activity.